Messenger RNA from Peromyscus leucopus (white-footed mouse), 2229 nucleotides. RefSeq names its product melanoma antigen preferentially expressed in tumors-like. Lineage: Eukaryota; Metazoa; Chordata; Mammalia; Rodentia; Cricetidae. The record is from RefSeq and is a predicted model, not a curated record. The coding region runs from base 845 to 2137 and encodes 430 amino acids. Gene Ontology annotation, cellular component: cytoplasm. The transcript is spliced from 3 exons.
UUAAUGGAAUUCACUCUGUAUUUCUAUACCUUCCUCUAGUCUACACUAACCAUGUCAUAUAGUUCUUUUUCCAACACAACACCUGAUGUGGCACCUUUACUAGAUGCUUAGAAUUUCUAUUCUGUUUUCAGGUAGACUGUUACUACAUAAGGGAGAGAACUUAAGGAUUUAAUUGGACAUCUUUGGGAGAGUUGCUUCAUUACACUGGGUCUCCCUUUAUCUUUAGGAUACAUGUUUGUAUUUUAGGAUUAUGUUGGGACUGGUGUUUCUGACCAUAGGCUCAGGUCAGUUUGAAGCCCCUAACCAUCUUCUUUCGUGCAUAUCUCUUGCAAUUUUGGUGUUUCUUCAUAUGCCACAAAGGUGAUCCAAGUAUGACAAGUCAUGGGCUGGAAUGUCAUACUUUUUUCUUUAAUCACAGUUAAUAUGUCUUAGUAUUUUAUAUUUCCAAGCUAAAGAUGAUGGCAUCAUUUUUGUAUAGAUUCACCCUUUCUUUUGUGAUGGCUUCUAUACUAUUGAGAUGAAAUAUCAGGAGUCAGGUAGCUAAGUGACCAAAAUUGUCUUCUGCUAACCUAGUGCUCAUUUCUAUUGGUAUUUGAUCACUUACAAAUAUUUGUGUAUACACAUAUGUAAAGGAGUUGGUUUUAUGUCUAUUCAUACACAAAUAGACCUUAAUACACUCACAAACCAAUUUCUUUUGCCUACAAAUAGAGGCAGGUAUCUAGAAACAGCUGUUUUAUUUAUUCUACAAAUAGUUAACUAUAUUGCUAACAAUGGUUGCAAAGAAGAUUCUGUGGCCAUCUGUCAAGUUUUCUAAUGUUUCUCACCCUCCUGCAGGUUCAUUAAGAUGGACAACAGGGAACUGCCCACACUGUUGGAUCUUUCUAUACAGCAUCUACUGAAUAAUGAGCCUGCAGCAAUUCACGCUCUCGAGGUGAUACCAAGGGAGCUUUUUGUUCCAUUGUUCUCUGCUGCCUUCAAGGGUGGGCAUAAGAAUAUAGUGAAAGCAAUGGUGAAGGUUUGGCCUUUUAUGUGUCUCCACAUUGGAUCAUUAAGGACACGGGAGUCCCAGCGAGAACUCCUGAAAGCCAUGGUUGAGAGUCUUCAGUUCCUACCUGUCCAGAAUUCAGCUUCUAGGAGCCCUAAACUGAGGAUCCUAGAUUUAAGGCAGGAUGUUGGCUGCAAGAUCAUCUGUCCAGAGAGCAGUACUAAGUCACCUGCCUGUUUUCACUGCUGUGCUUACUCUAAGCACUCUAUCUUGAAAAUCGAAGGCCAGUGUAGUAUGGCAAGUUCAGAACCUGAGGCUCAGUCCUCCAGGCAGGCUAUGGAAUUGUUAGUGAACCUUUCCCUUGAUAGAACCUUAAGGGAAACUGAAUUUUUAGUUCUGCUUCUGAAUAAAGUAGAGCAGAGCUCAGGCUCUUUGCACCUGUGCUGCCGAGAUUUGCAAAUAGACAAAGUGUGUGACUGUAGAAACACCCUACGUCAUCUGGAUCUGAAAUGUAUUGAUCACCUCGCAGUUGAUCAGGCUUCUCUGAGUGAGGUCACCACCCUUCUGGCUCAGGUGGUGCACCUGGACAGACUUUGUCUGUGUAAAAUCACUUGUAGAUCUUUGAAUGGGGAAGCCUUUCGAAAUUUUAUCUCUGAGCUUGGGCGUAUGGACCAUCUCAACGAGCUCAACUUGUCCUCUUUCUGCCUCACAGAUCAUCUUGAAAAUGUCCUGAGAGUCCUACCAGCUAGUUUGGAAUUCUUACAUCUACCAUUCUGUGGACUUUCUUACAACGACUUCAAGUUUCUGUCUGAGUGCCCUCAAGCCAACCACUUAAAGCUCCUGAAUAUCAGCAACAACCCAAUGAACUGGGAAGAUAGUGAGCCCCUUUAUAACCUCCUGCAGAAUAACUCUAGCACCUUGCAACAUCUGGCAAUCAAUCAUUGCCUUUUAACAGACUCUAAAAUGUCUGUUCUCAUCUCCGCACUAAGUCGCUGUUCUCAACUCCGAAUCCUCAACUUUUCCUCCAAUCCAAUUACCAUGACUAUGCUAAUGAGAAUUCUUGAGCACUUAACAUCCUUGGUGAAGCUUAAAUAUGUGUUUUGUCCUAUCCCUGUGCAUUGCUAUGGGAGAUGGCACUUUCAGACAGUUUAGAUCGACAGAAGCUUGCUGAUGUGCAGGCACGAUUGAAAAGAAUGCUACAAGAGGCAAAAAGGAAUGACAUGCGUUGGAUGACUUUCUCUGAU